CACCCGGGCUGAAGCUGGGGCGCAACAGUAGCAGCGGAGCCUCUAGCCGACGAUCAUUUCCGACAGCUCCGUAUGGAUUUGACGUCGGCAUACAUCGGUAGUUGAUGUUUCUCAAAAGAUCGAUUACCCGGGAUUUCGAAGAUGGGGGACCCAUGUGACCUUAAACACUUCGUAAAGUGUGGCGUCACUUUGGAGGGCUCAUUUCUCUGAUUUGGAUUAUUCUUGACCAGCAGCCUCUUCAGGCCUACUAAUCCUAGACGAGUUUCUCAAUGGACACUCUGCUCAAAUCAGAGAUCAGAGAUGAGGGGAGUGGUGCCUCGGUGACGGUGGAGGGCCUAUCCCAGGCAGCUCUGAUCAAAAGCCUGUCUCCCAGAGUCAUGCUAUCUAACCAUCUCUUGCCUAAGGGGACCAAGAUGAAAGUCAAUUUGGAAGAUCAGGGUCGUCAGAAAGUGUCCUUCAGCUUCGCGCCGACCAAGAAGCACCUGCAGAGCCCAUUAUUUAUCCCUGCCAGUCCCGACAAGUCUACCAUUGACCCUAACGCUGCCUCAUCACAGUCAACCUCAGACAAAGAAGAACAGAAUACAGAUACAGAAACUGAGCAAAACCAGACACCCGUGGUGCCAAUAAUAGCAGAGACACCUUCUCAAACACCAGUCUGCACAGACACCUCACUGAAAACAGACUUGGCUAAAUUGCAUUUUAAGAAGCAAAUUCUCAGUGUGUCCAUGACUGAAGAGAAACCAUCAUUGGUUGUGCCAGAAGAACCUCUCCUUCUCCCUGUUCCUCUUCCAUUGGAUAUUGAGCAGAAAGAAACAAGUCUGACUGAAUUCCCAAUACCCCAGCCUCAGAAUAUCAUCAGCGUCUGCCCCUCUGACAAAGAUCCCAUUGAAGCUCCUGAGACGAGGUUAACCCCGAGUCUCAAUAAGCCACCUGCUUCCUCAGGAAAGGAUGGAGAUAUUUCCAUCAGUGCUGAGCAAGAUAGCAAAGUAGAUAAUAGGAAAACCAGGUCACGAUCUGGCUCAGAAUCUGAUGGAGACCCAAUGUCUUCUUGUCGCAAAUCAGUGGAAUCUAAAAGCAAAAGAAACUCUGAUAGCAGAAGCAAAGAGUUGAAAAAGUCUUCUUCUGGUUCACAUUUGGAGGGAAAGGAAAAAAGUUCCUCCAAGCGGUCAGAGAAUCACGAAAGGUCUUCUAGUUACUCCAAAUCAGACCGUGAUUCCAGACACGCAUCCUCACGUUCAUCUCGGUCUGACAAAGAUCGCAGACGGUCCAGGUCUAGAUCACGUUCUAGAUCAAGAGGUUCACGAACAAGUUCAUCUCACUCCAGGACAGAGAGAUCCCAAGGCGACAGAAGAUCCCGCUCUGAAAGGUCAUACUACCAUGAUUCCGAUAGAAGAUCCCAUCGGAGUUCUCCGCGGAGAGAGCGAAGACGCUCUCGCUCUCGCACAGACAGAGCCCGAGACAGUUCGGACUCCGAGGAUGACCAACGGAAGACCAGGACCAGGACAAGUGAUUCUAGUAGGUUGUCCGCCCAUUCAAGCUCACAUAAAGAUUCCAAAUCAUCUUCCUACUCGAAAUCUGAGAAAGCCUCUAAAUCAGUGGAUUCUCCCCACUCGUCGGAGUUGGAUAAAAGAACACAACUGUCAAAGUCAGAAAGGACUUCAAAGCGACUCUCGGAUUCUGAUUCACAGCGCAAGUGCUCUCCUGAUCUGGACCCCGGUUACCGUAAAUCCAGCACCCGUUACAAGCCAGAGACCAGCAGCAAAUCCUCUUCUUCCAGCGUGCAUGGCCACUCUCAAACAUAUGAGAAACGGCAAAAAAACAGCUCCAGUGAUACUGAGGCAGAUCCCAAGGGAAAAAACCAGGCCUCUAACAAAGGCUGUGGGUCGGAGGAGAACUGUAAAAGCCCACUGGAGAAACCCAGCAAGCCAGACUCGAAGGAGACGGUGCCUUCUAGAUCGCAGAAAACCGGCACGAUACAUGAUAGACAAUCAAAGGACACAUUUCACGCUUCUGGUGAAGCACCGCCAUGUGCAAACGCCACAGAAUCAGGUUCUGUGUGUGAGAAGGGAAAAUCUAUAUCCCAACAAGUUGAAACUGAACAUUGUAAUAAGGAUUUUAAGGAGAUUGUCUCAUGCACUGAUAGGAGUUUGCACGAGUUGUCACCCAAGAGAUCAAAAGAAACUAAAUCGGAUCAUGAAGUUGAGACCUCAGCUUUACCUCUAAGUGAAAGUCUAAAGCAUGCAAAUGAAGCCCUGGAAAACGUGACCAAUGUGAAGUAUGUUCAACCAGAUGUGAACUCAAAUGCAGCUGUCUUAAAUCAUUGUGUUAAUAAUUAUAGUAGUAUAACAUUCACCCAGGACAGGAAGGUUAUUGACUGUUUGCUCAGGCCCAAAUAUUUAAUUGACACAGCUGAAAUACCUGUCACCCUCGAUGGCCAGCAGAACACGAGCCCCGAGAUGGUUAAAGUCGACAAGCCGCCUGGGGCUACUUUACCACUCGUAUUUGAUUCCCCGCGUCUUGAAUCUGAGGGGAUGCUGAAACUUGAACAGCAAAAUUUGAUUACUGUUAAGAAUAACAGCAGAACCACCAAAAAGUCCCGAUGGGAUAUUGUCGGGCAGGACUCCCCAGAGAGUGAUAAUUCACUAAGGACCCCUUGUACAGAGAGUAAGCCCGGUACAACAAAAAUUAUCUCUGUCAAGAAAAUGGAGUUUUCUAAAGACAAUAUUCAACAUGACGUUAUGGAUUAUAUUCAGCCAGAAGAUGAAACACAUUCCAUAUUGGUUAAGCAGACUGAGAUCUCUAAGCAGGACGUUGGCUCAGACGGCAAAUUCAUGACCGAUAAAUACAAAGACCAAAGUCAGCCUUCACAAGCGAGCACCAGCAUCGGCCACUGUCACUUAAAACAGAGUGUUCCUCAAAAAUUGAAGACGGAUGAGCAUCUCCACCUAAACGAAACCUCACAGGCCGACAAAACUACAAAGAUGCAGAGCUGGAAUGGUGACGAUCAUGAAGACAGGUCCACGGACAGCUCUCACAAAAACAAAUUGGGUAAGACAGCGUUGCUUAAUCAGCAUCCAUUGGGAGAACAGAGUGAGGUCAGUGACAGUGACAACUCUGAAUACGACUCUGAUUGCGGCGAGGCUAUCAAACGAUUGCACUCGGUGGUGGUGGUGCCAAAGAAUUCUUCCCUAACAAUGGAUUCACAUGACAGGGGAGCCUUUUCAUGCGGUCUAACGAGUAGUUCUGCACAGCGGGAUGUGAAUAUCAAUGAAAUCCCAAACCCAGGCACACAACCAAUCCAGGGGAGUUCCGCCGCGUUCAUGGAGAGUAGCGCUCCAAAUGCCGCUGUUAACGAACCGUCCCCGAGCAGCAUGUUGUGUCAAUCCCAGAGUAAUAUGAUCGAUAGCACCAGUCAUUUGGAGAGUUCCAGGUCCGUCAGUGCGGCUUACACGGCUUACACGCCGGCUGUCACUGGCGCCCAUAGCAGUGGCGCAGACCCCGCCCACGGCCUUGAUGGCUCCAGACUGUGCGAGCAAGGGCACAAACCGCAUAACGUAAGCAGCAGAGCGGAAAGGCCGUACUCUCACUUCCAACAUGAUGGUUGCUCAAAUGCUGACAACAUCAAUGACAGGAAUGGAGUGCGCCUGGGUUGGGAUUUUUUGCAGUCAGAGCAGCCCAGUAGUACAUACCAGCAGCCUGAUAGCAGUCAUGGGCCUCAGAUGGCCAACACUAAACUGACCGAAACCUCUCUCAAGGAACAGGAGCACAGGCUGAGUAAUGCCGCCUGGAACCACCAGCCCUCCGACACACAGACUAGCAGACCACCCUACCUCCACGUUCAUGGACAUUAUCCGGAUCCCACGGGUGAAAUUCAACCCGACUCUCUCACUAAUGACCAGGACGACUACAGUGGGGACAAACCGUCGGACCUCGGUAAAGCCGCUGUUGAAGGCAGUCUUCCUCCUGGGUCGUCAAGCUUCGUACAAGGGCACGAAAUCAGCAGCAACAGCAGGGGCUCCGCUGUACCGGACCCCCCAAGAGAAGAGCAUUUCAGGCCGCACAGAGGUCGGGGCCCUCCCAAGAAAAGGCGGCCGGAGAUCGAGUCGGAUUCGGACAACGAGGCGGAAGCUGGGCCCGCAGGCAAAAGGGAGCGUCAAGGGGACGCCGACACCCCCAAGGGAAGCCACGUCAAAGCCGAGGUGCAGCGUCCGACGCUCAACCUGCGAGACUUUCGCGAUGGCAGCAGAUGGAAAGAGUUUGCCAGGUCCAAGAAGAUGCCGCCUUACUUUGACUUGAUUGAGGAAAACAUGUAUCUGACUGAGAGAAAGAAGAGCAAAUCUCACCGAGAUAUCAAGAGAAUGCAAUGUGAAUGCCCGGUGCUGCCGAGAGAGGAGCGUUCAAGGGGAGUAUUGGCGUGCGGGGAGGACUGUUUAAACCGGCUGCUGAUGAUUGAGUGCUCCUCGCGGUGCCUGAACGGAGCCUACUGCUCAAACCGACGCUUUCAGAUGAGACAACAUGCAGACUUCGAGGUCAUCCUGACAGAAGACAAGGGCUGGGGUCUGCGAGCAGCCAGAGACUUGACUCCAAACACCUUUGUGCUGGAAUACUGCGGAGAGGUAUUGGACCACAAGGAGUUCAAAACACGGGUGAAAGAAUAUGCUCGCAACAAGAACAUCCACUACUACUUCAUGUCUCUAAAGAAUAAUGAGAUCAUUGAUGCAACACUGAAGGGUAACUGCUCCCGAUUUAUGAACCAUAGCUGCGAGCCCAACUGCGAGACCCAGAAGUGGACUGUCAAUGGCCAGCUUAGAGUUGGGUUCUUCACCUCCAAGACGGUACCUGCCGGAAGUGAACUGACGUUUGAUUACCAGUUCCAGAGAUAUGGCAAAGAAGCACAGAAAUGCUUCUGUGGAACCCCCAGCUGCCGAGGCUUCCUGGGUGGGGAGAACAGAGUCAGUGUUCGGGCAGCUGGAGGGAAGAUGAAGAAAGACCGCAGCCGAAAGAAUGCCCUCACUACGGUUGAUGAGGAACUGGAGGCGUUAUUGGAGAACGGAGAAGGCCUAUAUGAUGAGAAACAGGUGGUGGCGCUCUGCAGGCUUAUGGUCCGAGUGGAAACCAUGGAGCAGAAACUCAUCUGUUUCAAGCUCAUACAAGACACUCAAAAUCCAUCAUGCCUGAAGCAGUUCCUGGACCAUCACGGGUUGUCUUUGCUGUGGAUCUUCAUGGUGGAGCUUUCCGAAGCUAAAGGCAACAGUGCCAAUAACAUCAAACUGCAGUUAGAGAUUAUGAAGACCUUGGCUGUGCUGCCUAUCCCCACUAAGAACAUGUUGGAGGAGAGCAGAGUCCUUAGCUUCAUCCAGCGAUGGGCUCAGACAAAAGCUCUCCCCCACCCUGCUGAGAUGGAUGGCUACUCCAGUGAGAACACCUCCCGUGCUCAAACCCCCCUGAACACCCCUGACGGGUCCUCCACCAAACAGGGACCAGAAUUGGAUGGGGACACCUCCAAACCGGCUGUGUACCGCCGCCUUAAAAUAAUCAGUGAAAACAGUCUGGACAGUGCGCUCUCCGACGCCAGCAAAGCAUCCGAUGGGAAGGAAGAAGAGGAGGAGGAGGAGGACGACGACGACGAUGACGAUGAGGAAGAAGACAAAUCCUCGAAUUCAGAACUUCCGGAUGGCAAACAGUUGAAGGAGGAGCCUGUCUGCGAAGCUGUCGAUCCAACCAAAGGAACGAUAGAAGAAUCUGUGAAAGUGGAGGGUCCGAUCAACGGGCAGGAAGAGGAAGAGACAGGGAUGAGUUUAAGCAGUCAACAACAACCCCAAACUGAGGAGGUACAAGAAAAAAACGAGCUAGAUUUGGAGAAGGAUAUUGAGAUGAAAGCAGACAUGAGUGAAGGUCAAUUGGGUGAACUUGAGGGACCAAAAGAGCCUAGUGAAGAACAGGAGUGUGGGGAGGAGCAGGCCCCUCAGCCAGUGACAGAAAAGGCCGAACUGGAAGGAGACAAACCUACUGUUGAAGUUCUUGAGCCAGAGAAUCACUCUAUCCGCACGGAUGUUGCUGAUCUUCCCCCUGAAGGACCUUCAGACAAUAAGGAGCCCCAGGCAGAGACGCAAGAAGCUGAGAAGCCUCCUCCUCGCGGUGAGGAGCAACCUGGCGUAUCUACCAGCGAUGCAGCCCCAUGCUCAGAGACCACCGAGGCCAAUGUGCCCUGCGAGGUCAUUGCGACUGCCGGGGACCCAUCUGUGAUAGGAACUCCUUCUCAAGACGAGGAGGAAGGUGUCUCCGAUGUGGAGAGUGAGAGGAGUCAGGAGCCCACCCUCAGUGCAUUGGACAUUGGUGGCAUGGCAGCCAGGCUUCUGGACAGCUGGAAGGAUUUGAAGGAGGUAUACCGAAUACCAAAAAAGAGUCAGGUGGAGAAGGAAACUACUGAUCGCAGCAGAGAUCGAGACACAGCUUUGACGCCGCGCACAGCUUCUGGUAGCCGAGAACGUGAAAGGGAGCGCGAUAAGGACCGGGAUCGCGACAGAGACCGAGAUUAUGACAGGGACAGGGAUCGAGACAGGGAUCGAGACUGGGACAGGGAAAGAGACCGAGACCGGGACCGAGAGAGAGAGCGGGACCGAGAGCGGGAGCGGGAGCGAGACCGCGACAGAGUCUCUGACAAAACGCCACAACGUAGCACCGAGAGACGGAGGAGACGCUCUGGUUCACCACCCCCGUCCUAUGAGAGGAGCAGCCGACGCACUGAAGAACGGUUUGACACAUCUAACAGCAGCAAGACACGGGGCAAGGAGCGCAACAAACUUUCCACGGAGGAGCGCAGAAAGUUGUUUGAGCAGGAGGUCGCUCAGCGGGAAGCCCUGAAACAACAGCAACAACAACAACAACAACAGCUUCAGCAGCAGCAGCAGCAGCAGCAGCUUCAACAGCAGCAAGAGCUGCAGCAACAACAACAGCAGCAGCAACAACAACAACAACAACAACAGCAGCUCCAGCUCCAGACUAUGGCUUAUGACCCGGCUCUGGCUUAUGUAUCCAGCGCCGGCUUCAUUACGUACCCUCCUGGGUAUCCCAUCCAGACCUUUGUGGACCCUACCAACCCCAAUGCAGGCAAAGUUCUGCUUCCUACCCCUGCGGUUGAGCCCGCGCUGAGCUACGAAGAGACGCCUCCUCAGCGUCUUCUCUCCGACCUGGCGCUGUCCUCUCCAUCCUCCACCUCUCAGGCCACUCCCGUUCCCGCUCUUUCGCAGCACAUCGCCACCACCGACCUCGCCGCCAGCAACCCGCCGCAGUAUACCCAGCCAGCUGUAGCAACUCAGGACGCGGGCGUAGCCGUCCUCGCCGUGCCCGCCCAGGUGGCCCCUCAGGUACAGAGCCAGCAGAGCUACACCACCCUCUGGGACCCCACCACGCAGCAGGCGGUGACUGUGCAGACGCAGCCUGCACAGCAGUACGCCGCGGCCCCAGCACCGCCUCAGACACAGACCGCCAUCUAUUACCAGGGUCAGCCCUGCCAAACCAUCUACAGCAUCCCCACUGCCUACCCACAAGCCAGCGCUCCCGUCAUACAGGCGUACACUGAACCCACAGCGAGCUACCUGCACGGCCAGCCUGUGUAUCCUGGCCAUCAGCAGGGCGUAGUGGUGCAGCAGGGAGGCACAGUCACCACCAUUGUCACAUCCCAAACAGUCCAACAGGAAAUGAUUGUACCCAACAAUGUGAUAGACCUUCCUCCCCCCUCCCCCCCCAAACCCAAAACCAUCGUCCUACCUCCCAAUUGGAAAGUGGCCCGUGAUCCCGAGGGCAAGAUCUACUACUACCACAUAGCCACAAGGCAAACACAGUGGGACCCUCCGACCUGGGAUGGCUGCAGUGACAACACUAGUGUGGACCAUGAAUCUGAGAUGGACCUGGGAACCCCCACCUACGAUGAGAAUCCUUCCAAGUUUUCCACAAAGACGGCUGAAGCAGACACUUCCAGUGAGCUGGCUAAAAAGAGUAAAGAGACAUUUCGCAAAGAGAUGUCCCAGUUCAUAGUGCAAUGUCUAAAUCCUUUUCGGAAACCAGACUGCAAACUUGGACGCAUCAGCAACACAGAAGAUUUCAAACACCUGGCGAGGAAGCUAACUCACGGAGUUAUGAACAAGGAGUUGAAAGCUUGCAAUAAUCCAGAGGACCUUGAGUGUAACGAGAACGUGAAGCACAAGACCAAGGAGUACAUCAAGAAGUACAUGCAGCGAUUUGGCACUGUGUACAGGCCCAAGGAGGACACAGAGGUGUACUAGCCUCAGAAGCCUCAGAUGUUACACUCGUCCCACUCAAACACGGGAGAAGCACAGAUUUGCCUUUCCAUUCACUCCUUUUAUGUGUGUACUGGCCGCCCUGAGCCACAAAGUAGUUUCUUAUGCAUAUUUUUGACUACGAAUUGCACUGCUGCAGACAGAAGCUCUCCAUGCCGCGUGCAUCACGAAGGAGCCAUGUUCUCGACACAGACGGAGACACAAAGCUCCGGGUGCAGUGAUCUCAUAGGACGACACUGCGGGGUGCUACAGAGACUAGUGUUUUCACUAACUGUUUGUUUGAUUUUAAACUUUUCUGUUUUUUUUUUCAGUUGUGGCUCUUAAAUGUUCCUGAGAUGAUCACCUCAAUUCCACUUUUUAAACUCUUCUAGCCCUGAACGAGUAUUACUCAAUGGAAUCAGCUUUGGUAUCAUAUUUAUCAGAGUCUCUUUGUCACUUGUCACUGUUUGAAAAUGGAUCAAUGAUAAAACGGUCCAGUUUUUUUUCCCCUCCCACUUCCUUUUUCAUAUGCACGCUUCAAACCCCCCCCCCUCCCCCCUCGACACUGACUCUAUCUGGUGCUGCUUUUAACUGGGCUGUGGAGAUCCAAGCUUCCGCUCCUCAAACCCUGCCUUCUUAACCACAGGACUUUGGAGCCUCUGUUGUUUUAUGAAUGCAUGAUGCCGGCUGAGGUUUGAGUGGUAUCUGGAAAAUUCUGACAUUUUUCAUGACUUCUGCUUUGUGUAAUAAGCCCUCCCUGCGAUGAGCUUUCACUCACAACACACUUAGGGAUCAGCCAAUAACUAGAAGGUUGGCACGGCGAUGAGUACGUCUUUUAUGAAUUAAUGUAUUAUAACGGGUGCAGGGUUUCAAUGCCAUGUUUGAUGUGCUUUUUUCCAGUCCAACCCAAUCACCAAUAUCAUUUUGGUCUGACCGGUUUCCUCUUACCAGAUUAUUGCUGAAAAUGAUGGUUGUAGCAUUGCGGUUUUAAUAGUUCUAAACAUUAUAUGUUUUGGUUCUUUUUUAUCACAGUUAGUCACUUAGGCCGGCCUUGCUCCACCAACUCGCUCAUUUGACUUCCAGGAUUUUUACAGUUUUCAACAUUGAUUCAUGAGCAUUGGGUCACCGAUCUGUUGCAGCUUGUUGAAAUGCAUUAAACUAAUUUUCAACAUAUGUAUAUUGGUUUAUAUGUGAAUAUAUUGAAUAAUAGUUUUGGGAAUGUUUAAACAACAGACACUUUGUAAGAGGACUAUCAUUUCAUUGAAAGUGUAAAUAUUGUGUAAAAUUACAAAAGCUGUAUGCAGGGGAGUCGGGUCGGGAGCACAGGGGGCCGACCCACUUGUCCUCAGCAGCUCAGCCCUCCUGAUGCAGUUCCCUCAUCGUUCUGUCGAACUAAGGACCCCCCGACUCACAGCCCUCUAUUUUAUUUCAGUGGUGGGAAAUGUUUUCAAGUUUUUUUUCUGUUCCAGUUAUUUUUCUAUGUACAAAAUAAGUUUCACCCUACUCGACUGUAAGUAUCGUGUAAGCACAUUGUCAUACCGACUGUACAAACAUUUUAAAAGAUAAUAAAACAUUUUGUAAAAUGA
Molecule: messenger RNA, 9865 nt
Organism: Pungitius pungitius (ninespine stickleback)
Lineage: Eukaryota; Metazoa; Chordata; Actinopteri; Perciformes; Gasterosteidae
Gene: setd2
Product: SET domain containing 2, histone lysine methyltransferase
Exons: 22
Coding region: 270-8285 (2671 amino acids)
Biological process (GO): regulation of DNA-templated transcription
Cellular component (GO): chromosome; nucleus
Molecular function (GO): histone H3K36 methyltransferase activity; protein binding
Source: RefSeq, a predicted model, not a curated record